Molecule: messenger RNA, 12961 nt
Organism: Candoia aspera
Lineage: Eukaryota; Metazoa; Chordata; Lepidosauria; Squamata; Candoiidae
Gene: MAP1B
Product: microtubule associated protein 1B
Exons: 7
Coding region: 165-7232 (2355 amino acids)
Biological process (GO): regulation of microtubule depolymerization; axonogenesis; microtubule cytoskeleton organization
Cellular component (GO): microtubule associated complex; synapse; cytosol
Molecular function (GO): microtubule binding; actin binding
Source: RefSeq, a predicted model, not a curated record
GGAGCGCGGUGGUGCCUUUCAGCGCGCAUUUUUUUUCUGUCGAGGGAGGCGCCUUUGGAACUAAACCCUUUCGUCGCCUCCCCUCUUUCUCUGCCGUCGCCUGAGAGAGGAGCUAGGAAGGCGCUGCGAAGGAGGGAGGUGGCGGCGGCGAGGGGCUUGCCAGGAUGGCGACGGUGGUGCUGGAACCCGAGUCGGAGCCGUCUUGUAGCCUUCCCAACGCGGUCCCCCCCUCGCCGAGCCUGUCGCACCGUUUUCUCGACAGCAAAUUUUAUCUCCUGGUCGUGGUGGGCGAGCUGGUCACGGAGGAGCAUCUGAGAAGAGCCAUAAGCAAUAUAGAGCGAGGUAUCCGAUCAUGGGACACAAACCUCAUUGAAUGCAACUUGGAUCAAGAACUUAAACUUUUUGUGUCUCGCCAUUCAGCUCGAUUCUCUCCUGAUGUGAGAGGUCAGAAAAUCCUUCACCAUAGAAGUGAUGUCUUAGAAACUGUUGUCCUGAUUAACCCUUCAGAUGAAGCUGUCAGCACUGAGGUGCGUUUAAUGAUAACAGAUGCUGCACGACAUAAGCUUCUGGUACUAACUGGGCAGAGCUUUGAAAAUACAGGUGAACUCAUUCUUCAGUCAGGAUCUUUCUCAUUUCAGAACUUCAUUGAGAUCUUCACUGACCAAGAGAUUGGAGAAUUAUUGAGCACUACUCACCCUGCUAAUAAAGCCAGCUUAACGCUUUUCUGUCCUGAGGAAGGGGACUGGAAGAAUUCAAACCUUGACAGACACAACCUUCAAGACUUCAUCAACAUUAAGCUGAACUCUUCUCCUAUUUUGCCUGAAAUGGAAGGGCUUUCUGAAUUUACAGAAUACUUGUCAGAGUCAGUGGAAGUUCCGUCACCAUUUGAUAUUUUGGAGCCACCAACAUCAGGAGGUUUUCUGAAACUUUCUAAGCCUUGUUGUUAUAUUUUCCCUGGUGGAAGAGGAGAUUCAGCAUUGUUUGCAGUAAAUGGAUUCAACAUGCUUAUCAAUGGAGGAUCAGAGAGAAAAUCUUGUUUCUGGAAACUCAUCCGACAUUUGGACCGAGUGGAUUCAAUUUUGCUCACUCACAUCGGAGAUGAUAAUUUGCCAGGAAUUAACAGCAUGUUACAACGGAAAAUAGCAGAAUUAGAAGAGGAGCAGUCCCAAGGCUCUACUACCAACAGUGACUGGAUGAAAAAUCUAAUUUCACCUGAUUUGGGAGUUGUAUUUCUUAAUGUUCCUGAAAGCCUAGGAAAUCCUGAUCCUAAUUUGCAGUUAAAAAGAAGUGUAGAGGAGGCUUGUUUUACAUUGCAGUACUUAAACAAGCUAUCCAUGAAACCAGAACCUCUCUUUAGAAAUGUAGGAAACAACACUGAGCCCAUUAUCCUUUUUCAAAAAAUGGGUGUAGGGAAACUGGAAAUGUAUGUGCUUAACCCAGUCAAAAACAGCAAAGAGAUGCAAUAUUUCACGCAUCAGUGGACAGGUACAAACAAAGACAAAGCUGAACUGGUGCUGCCAAAUGGUCAAGAAAUAGACAUCCCAGUUUCCUACUUGACUUCGAUCUCGUCUUUGAUUGUAUGGCAUCCUGCAAACCCUGCUGAAAAAAUUAUCAGAGUUCUUUUCCCAGGGAACAGUACACAGUAUAGCAUAUUAGAUGGCCUAGAGAAGCUCAAACAUUUGGACUUCCUUAAACAACCAACGGUGACACAAAAAGACUUAACUGGUAACCUGGCAAGUCCAGCAGUAAAACAAGCAAAACUGAAGCAGAGAACAGACAGUAAAGAAAGUCUCAAGCCAGUUACUAAAACGCUGUCUACAAAGACUGUCAGAAAAGAAUCGAGAGAGGAGGCAUCUGACACGGGGAAAUCUAGCCCACCAGAAAAGGCUCAAAAAGUAGAAAAUAAACCCAUCAUAAAAAAAGAUAAAUCAGCAAAAAGUGAGAGUAGGCUCUCUGUGACUGAAAAAGACCUGACGGCGAAGGAACAGCAGCUCGUGAAAUCUGAAACCCCUGAAAAACAAGCGACUGAUGUGAAACCAAAAGUAAUAAAGGAGAAGCAUGUGAAAAAGGAAGUGAAAGUAAAAUCUGAAGAAAAACAAGAAGAGAAAGAAAAGUCAAAGAAAGAGGUGCCUAAGAGAGAUGAAAAAUCCCAGGCCAAGAAAGAGGAAAAGCCUAAAAAGGAUGAGUCCAAAAAGGAAAUAAAGAAAGAAUCUAAAAAAGAGCCAAAGAAAGAAGCUCUUCCAAAAGAAUCCAAAAAGGAAGAGAAGAAGGAAGUGAAAAAGGAAGAAAAGAAAGAACCCAAGAAGCUUCCUAAGGAGAUAAAGAAGACCUCUGCUGCUUUGCCGGAAUCAAAGAAGGUUACGGCAAAGCCAAAACCACAGAAGAAGGAAGAACCCAUCAAAAAAGAAAGUGGGCUUGCUGGGAAACCCAAAGAAAAAGUUAAAAGUAAGUCACUGAAGAAAGAGCUCAAGGUGACCGAAGCACCAGCUGCAGCAGUGACUGCUUUGGGUGCUGGGGCUGCAACAGUAGCAGCUGCUGGCCUGGCAGCGAGUGGGAAAGAACUUGAAGUGGAGAGAUCUCUUAUGUCCUCACCAGAAGACUUAACAAAAGAUUUUGAAGAACUAAAAGCAGAAGAAGUUGAAGUGGUGAAGGAAACAAAGCUUCAGGAAGAUAAAGUUGAAGAUGAAAGCCAGCCAACUGACACAGACCAAAAGGAGAAUUACGAAGUUCAGAAAGAAGAAAUAGAAGGCCCUGCUUAUUCUCCUGAUGAAGACAUAACCACCACAGAACCUGAGGGAGAAUGCGAACAAACUCCUGAAGAGCUGGAGUCUGUGGGAAGGGACAGGGUUGAUGACAAUGAAAAGUUUGAAGAGGAAGGAGCAGGAUUUGAAGAAUCUUCCGAGGCAGGUGACUAUGAAGAAAAGGCUGAGACAGAGGAGGCGGAAGUACAAGGGGCCAAUGAACUACCACCAGGUUUCAAAAAGCAAGACAUGAAGGAUAUCAUCGAAACAGGAGAGAUUGAAAAAGAAAUGAUAGAAGCCCCUGAAUAUGAAAAAAUGAAAGGGUUAAUGUAUGAUAAAAAAGCAGAAUUUAGAGUGGAAUAUGAAGAGCACUAUAAAGAAAAUGUAGAAGAAACAACAGUUGAAAAGGCAGAAACAGAAGAGACUGAAGAAGACAAAACUGAGGAGGUCAAAGAUGAAGAAGAUGCUGAAAAAAUAGAAGUAGAAGAGGAUUAUGUCAUGGCUGUGGUAGACAAAGCAGCUGAAGCUGCUGAAAUGGAUGAUAAAUACAGUUUGCAUAUAACUACUCCAACUAAAUUGUCAGAAUCUCCAUCUCCAGCAAAGGAACCAGCAUCUUCAAUUCAUGAUGAAACUCUACCUGGUGGGUCAGAAAGUGAAGCAACUGUUUCAGAUGAAGAAAACAGAGAAGAUCAGCCUGAGGAAUUCACUGCUACUUCAGGUUAUACUCAAUCCACAAUUGAAAUAUCCAGUGAACCAACUCCAAUGGAUGGAAUGUCAACUCCAAGAGAUGUAAUGAGUGAUGAAACAAAUAAUGAAGAAAGUGAAUCUCCUUCCCAAGAGUAUGUUAACAUUACUAAGUAUGAAUCAGCACUAUAUUCUCAAGAUCUUGCUAGGCCUAAAGUUUCUUCUCUUCCCGAUGCUUUUAAUGGGUUAUCUGAAGGAUCUAAAACAGAUGCUACUGAAGGCAAAGACUAUAGUGUUUCAGCUUCUACCAUUUCACCCCCUUCUUCAUUAGAGGAAGACAAAUUUAACAAAACUUCCUUCCAGGAUCUUUAUCGUCUUCGGGAAAAUGAAUUCAAAACUAUUAAUAAAUUAGAAAUUUCGGAAACUUGGGAUGAGAAGCUUAGCCCAAGUAUAGAUGAAAGUCCAGCCCCACUAUCACCAGUUGCUAAAACACCUCUUAGUGAACGUAGUGUGAACUUUUCCCUAACUCCCAAUGAGAUUAAAACAUCAACUGAACCUGUGGCUCUCACAACAUUGCCAGAAAAACAUCAUGAAACCCAGGAAGAGCAGUGCCCCAGCCCUGAUGAUAAAACAUUAGAAGUGAUAUCCCCUUCACAAUCAGCUGCUGGAAGUGCUGGUCACACACCUUACUAUCAGUCUCCCACUGAUGAAAAGUCAAACCAACUUCCAACUGAGAUUCCUGGAAAGACAACUGAAGUACCGAUCAGUUUUGAAGUUAGUGAUGCCAAAGACAAUAUUUCAAAACACAGAAUAAGCCCAAUGGAUGAACCAGUGCCAGACUCUGAAUCGCCUUUUGAGAAAGUGCUCUCACCUUUACGAAGUCCACCCCUUAUUGGUACAGAGUCUUCCUAUGACACAUAUUUGAGUGCUGAUAUAAAAUAUGUCAGAGAAACUGAAAUUACCUUUGAAAAGAAAAGUGAAACUGAUGGGUCCACGUUGCAGAAGAGCUCAGUUUCUGAACUUACUUCUACAAACAUUUUCCAAGAGCAACAGGAUGAAAAAGAUGUGGAGCUGACACCUCCAAGGUCAGACAUUCUUCUAGAAAAGGAAAAGGAUGAUUUAGAAACUUCAGAAAUUCAGUCUGCAUUAGUUUUGGAAGAGAGGAAGCUAGCAGAGGUUUCUCCUACUCAGGUAGAUAUUAGUCAUUUAGGCUAUUUCAAAGAGGACACCAAAAUGUCAAUAUCUGAAAGUACAGUCUCUGAUAAAUCUGCAACUCCUGUUGAUGAAGUUGUAGCAGAAGAUACUUAUUCACAUAUUGAAGGAGUUGCAUCUGUUUCUACAGCAUCUGUUGCUACUAGUUCAUUCCCGGAACCAACCACUGAUGAUGUGUCUCCUUCACUGCAUGCUGAGGUUGGAUCUCCUCACUCUACUGAAGUUGAUGAUUCUCUUUCUGUGUCUGUUGUACAAACACCAACUACAUUUCAGGAAACAGAAAUGUCUCCAUCUAAAGAAGAGUGCCCAAGACCAAUGUCUAUUUCUCCACCAGAUUUUUCCCCUAAAACAGCAAAGUCAAGGACACCAAUACUAGAUCAUAGGUCUCCUGAACAAUCAACUAUGUCAGUAGAAUUUGGACAAGAUUCACCUGAACAGUCUUUGGCCAUGGAUUUUAGCAGACAGUCUCCUGAGCAACCCAUAGUAGGUGUUGCUGUGCACCAUAUAUCUGAAAAUGGUCCAACAGAAGUUGAUUUUAGCCCUUCAGACAUGCAAGAACACGGAUUUCCAAAUAAAAUAUCGCCAGUCGAACAAGUAUGUUAUGGCCAUGAGAAGGAUAUUUCAGAGAUUAUUUCAGUUUCUCAGAUAGAGGCUUCACCUUCACCUUCUUCUUCCUCUGUUCAUACACCAUCACAGGCAAGUUCUCCCCUACAAGAAGAAAUUCUAUCAGGUGUUACACAGCCUAGUGAUAUACCAUUCCAUUCUACAUUUCCAUCAGAAAAAAUGCAAAGCUUGGGGGAGAAACUCUCACCAAAGUCUGAUUUAUCUUCAUUAACACCCCGGGAAUCUUCUCCUUUAUAUUCACCUAGUUUUUCAGAUUCACCUCCCAUAAUGAAAGAAACAAUGGCUGCUUCUCAGUCAUCCCUAUUAUCACUGCAUGUAUCCCCAGACAAAUUGUUUGGCUAUCAUACAUCAGUAGUUCAAGACCCUGAGACGAAACAUGGUCAAGAGCUUCUAGUCUCUAAGGAUCAGGAAGAUACAGAAGAAACAUCCAUAUCACCAGAAGCGCUUAUUUACUCUUAUAAGGAAACUGGAAAAAGCACUAGAUCACCUGAGGCUGUUAGUUACUCCUAUGAAAAAACAGAGGAAGUCACUGAAUCCCCUGAAACUCUUGAUUACAACUAUGCUGCAGCAAAGGAAACCACCAGAUCACUAGAGGCAGAUAGUUUUUCUUAUGAAAUAGCAGAAAAAACCACCAAGUCACCAGAAGCCCUUGAUUAUUCUUAUGAGAAAUUCACCAAACCAUCAGAGUCUGUCCAUUAUCCUUAUGAGUCCACAGAGAAAGCCACCAAAUCACCUGGCAUUUCAAGUUAUCACUAUGAGAAUGAUAAAUACCUUGUUUCAGAAAAAUCUGAAAUCCGUCAAGAUGUUGAUUUAUGCCUUGUCUCAUCUUGUGAAUACAAGCAUCCCAAAACUGAACUGUCACCUUCUUUUAUAAAUCCUAACCCUUUAGAAUGGUUUGCAAAUGAAGAACAAUCUCAAGACCAAGAAAAACUGUUAGUUCAGUCAGGAGGUGCUCCACCACCCUCCGGAGGAAAACAGCAAGCCCGCCUGUGUGGUGAAACUCCCCCAACUUCUGUGAGUGAAUCUGCUCCAUCACAGACCGACUCAGAUGUACCCCCUGAAACAGAAGAGUGUCCUUCUAUUACAGCAGAUGCUAACAUUGAUUCAGAAGAUGAAUCUGAAACUAUACCAACAGAUAAAACAAUUACAUAUGAACACAUUGACCCUCCCCCAGCCCCUGUUCAAGAUCGCAGCCCUUCACCUAGGCACCCGGAUGUCUCCAUGGUAGAUCCAGAGACAAUACCUAUUGACCAGAACCUCAGCAAGCCUUUGAAGAAGGAUCUGAAAGAAAAGACGAAAACAAAAAAGCAGGGGACUAAGACUAAAUCUUCCUCUCCUGCCAAGAAGAGUGAUGGCAAGCCUAAGCAGGUGGCUUCUCCAAAGCCUGCUGGCUUGAAGGAAUCAUUGGAUAAAGUUUCAAGAACAGCUUCUCCAAAGAAGAAGGAGUCUGUGGAAAAAGCUGCCAAAAAUGUCUCUACUCCAGAGAUAAAAUCUUCUCAUAAUGAAGAGAAAGAUAAGGAAACUAAGAAUGCAGCUAAUUCUACAACAUCAAAGUCAGCAAAAACUACAACUUCAGGACCUGGAAACGGGAAAGCAACAAAAUCUAUAGCUGUGCCUCCAGGACCUCCUGUGUAUUUGGACCUGGUCUAUAUUCCCAACCACAGCAAUAGCAAGAAUGUUGAUGUAGAAUUUUUCAAGAGGGUGAGAUCAUCCUACUAUGUUGUGAGUGGGAAUGAUCCUGCUGCUGAAGAACCAAGCAGGGCUGUCUUGGACUCCCUGUUGGAAGGCAAAGCUCAGUGGGGAAGCAACAUGCAGGUGACUUUAAUCCCAACCCAUGACUCAGAGGUGAUGAGGGAAUGGUAUCAAGAGACCCACGAGAAACAACAGGAUCUUAACAUCAUGGUUUUGGCAAGCAGUAGCACUGUUGUUAUGCAAGAUGAAUCUUUCCCUGCAUGCAAGAUUGAACUGUAAAAAAAAAAAAGCAAUGCAUUUCAACUUUAAACUUUGUUUCCAGAAAUUCUUCAAUUUGAAAAUACUUUUUCUAAAAAUAUAAUCCAUCUAAUUCAGCUGCUGAACUAUAUAUACCUGCCAAAUGCUAUACUGUAUCAGAGUGAUGCAAGUCACUAUUUUUUUUUCAGUCUUUGCUAAUUGCUACGGGAAAUAACAGUAUUCCCACCAUAGGGUUCAAAUUACUGCAAAUCUGCAGAUCCAGGUUCAUCUUCAUUGAACACUUGGAAACCAUGCACUAGCAAACACUGCUGACUUCUACCAGGUUGGGGGCAUUUGCCCUUGGAAGAAACAGAGAAAAAGGGGGAGAGAGGGGGGAGGGGGAAGAUGAAUUGGGUGGAGUAGAGGAGAAUAAAAUAAUUAAUUCUGCAUUACUUACAAAGCAGUCAGUGACUUACCUCCUGCAGUCUGGCAUCCCAUAGAAAGAAAAAUCUGUUUGUUUCAGAGUAGGCAUUUUUAAUUUAGUGACAACUUAGCUAGAAAAUUAAGUGAAACAGAAUGUGGCUUUGAAGGGACAUUGCAUUGGAAACACUGACUUGCUGUUGGCAUCUUCCCGUUCAGUGUUUCAUUGUCACGUAACAUAAUUCUCUUAGACAAAAUAUGCAAGUAGUUUGAACCCCAUUCAGUUUAAUGUGCAGACAUAUUGGUCUAAGGCAUGCUCCCAGUGAAAAUCCAGAGUCCUCUCAAAUUUGACAAACUUGCAUGCUAAAACACCCAGGUCACCGACAAGUUUACUGAAGCAAAAUACCAAAGCAGUUGGGAGUACCUAUGGUAGACAAUUUGCCUUAGAAAGUGACUUGAAUGUACAAAGAUACUUGAUGCACUUAUUUUUUAAUGCAAGAUAGCAAGUUUAUAAACCAUCUGUGUAGGAUUAUAGUUACACCAGUACAGAACUAUGCGUGUGCAUGUGUGCUAUUGGAAACCUCUCUGAUUGGUCAAACAGCUUGGUGCUAUGAAUUAUGUGUGUAAGUUGAACACUUCAUUGGUGCACCUGAACAGCAAACCUUGUUUGAAAAGUUAUUUUUUUCUCUCUUUUUUCCUGCUUCCUGGAAGCAUGAAAGAAAAGGUGUUCAGUACCAGAAACGCAAAACUUAACAAAAACAUAUGGGAUGUUACAAAAAGGUUGUCUCCACAUCUGUACAGUCUUUGAAGCUUUCCUUUGUCUUACAUUAUUUUGACUGUUAAUUUAAGAGUGAAUAUGGGGACAAAUGUACAGAAGAAUUUUUUUAGCUCAGCACGAACUUUUAAUAGAUGAAUUUUUAAACAUGUUUUGUUUACAGGAAAAUGCAAAGAAAAAAAUCAGGUGAAGGCAAAUUUUUUAGUAGUUUUGUAAGACAACGCAUAGUGUUAUUUUGAGUUCUGGUGAGAAUGAAGUAUGAUAAAGCAGUAACAUAUUUAUUGAACAUAGUUGACUGCCAAGGAUUAUCUUGCGGAGAGCGCACUAGCAAUAUCAUUAUGUGUUAGUGAUCAAAGAACUAAGGAUUGAAAGGUUAAUUGGCUUUCUUUUAAACAGGCAGCCUGGGUUUGGGGCUAGCCCAUGGCUUCAUGCAACCCAAGGAGUCAUUUGUGGUGGCAAUAUUUCACAGUACCAAUGAAUACAGCUUACAACUGGGGGUUGCACCAAACCGCCCUCUGACAUAUAAGCAAUCCUGUGAGACACCUGUCAAACCCUCCAGUGUUAGCUGGGCAGCCGAGAACUUGAUUUAGUUUUUCCUAGAUAUUCUUUUAUCCUAUACUGUCUUAAAUAAAAUUAGUUGAAGGAUCCCUCCCCAAAGUAAAACCAGAACAGGGUAUAUACUGUGGUUCUGUGAGAUCAUAGAAAAGUGCAAAAUGUAAUCCUGGUCACAGAUUUCAGCUGACAAGAACCUCAACUCCCAAGUUUUUUAAAGGUUCUAAUUGCUAGAAUUACAGGAAUGAGAGCUGCUGAUUAGGAUUUCUUACAAUCAGAUGGGAUUUAAUAUUCCACAUCUUUUCAAGUCUAGCACAGAAAAACAAAGUAUGCAAAACUCAUUCAGGUAUGCAUAAUUUCUGCAGAUUACAGGAAUCAACUUUAUGUGUGACUGAGUUUGGGUUGUCUGGUCACACAUUGCUUCACUUGGCUUCCCAGCAACUGCAGUAGAGUGGUGGUGCUGCCACACCACACCACACAGCAUGUAGCCACACUACUUUCUCCCUGCUACUACAGCACCUGCUAGGGUUGGAGGGAUCUCUGGUUCUUCCCUCGUCUUCCCAAACUUGCCACUAUUCCAUUUACCCAACAGAUUACAUGUGCCUGGCCUAGUGCAGACUUACUUGUUUGUUUUUUAAUGUUCAAGACCACCUCUACUGGGAAGCCUAUAAUUUCAUUAUUAAGGCAGAUGGAAACAAAAAGUUGGAAAAAUCAAAAUGUGUGAUAACGGAGGCCUGAUGAUAAUAUUUCUUGUGCUGGUAUAGUACUUUCAUGACCAGAGUGCAUGUUAUCACUACCUGUAAUGGUAUCUCCAUUACCCCUAAUGUUUUACUUUGCAGCUCUGUACAGAAUUUGCAUAAGCUCAUUCUCUCCAUAAUAGGAAUUUGUUUUAUGCCAAUCAUGUUUUCAGAAGGUUCUGAUUUCAUUAAGUAGUGGACAACUGCAGCAUUUUGUUUAUUAUGUGUUAUAUAAUUUAUUUUAAUUGUUACAUUGUUGGUUUUUGUUUUAUAUUCUAGAUGUGCAUUUGCACUGCUAAUUUUUAUAUAUAUUUUAAUACUACUUUAGAUCCUUUUUAAUUUGGGCUGGGUAGCCCAAUUAAUGCUGUGAAAUAUUGUUUCUGUUUUGUGCAUUUAAAAAUUCUAAUAUUUUAUUUUUGUUUGUCAACUCUAGCAAUGCUACUUUAUUUAUUAUUUUUUCUUCAUCCAAGAAACACUUCUGUUCUUGUAGCUCUUUAUUUUUCUUGGAACAACAUAGAUGGAAGCUCUAUGGGUUGGGUCCCAAGUCUUAAAAAUUGGUAUAAUUGUGAAAUGAAAAGUAAGGGGAAAAUGUAUUUUUGAAAGAAGCAGAAUAGCUGAGCUCAUAAUUGUGAAUGCUGCAUUUAUUUUUAGUACUAACAUUUUAAACAUUAAGAUGGGCUUACAUCACAGUAAAGAGUCCUUUCACUUAAUUAAUUUAUAACCAGACUUCUUAUGAAGAACAAGUGGGAAAACAUUGUCCUGGUACUCAUUAAACAGAAAUAACUACAAGUUUUGAUAUACUCCUGAAUAUUACUCUCCCAUACCUCAUCCCCUUUCUUAGCCCAACAGUUGCUAUUUCUAAUACAAUUCUAUAGCAUCCACUAAUGUGAUACAGUCCUAACUGUAUGUUCAUCCACAUUGGAUGAGCCAGGCCAAUAGUACUGAAAGUGGGUUAAAAUGUAAGAGUUUACUGGGCAAAGCUGUUGCUCUAUCACAUUAUUAGCAUAAUGACCCUCUUUUACUUUUCCAAGUUGGCCACCUUGAAAAUAUGUGAGCUUCUUAGCAGUGGCCAUGCUGGCUGGGGAAUUCUGGAGAAAUUCAUUUGGAGAGUUCCUUAGUUUGGAAAGAUUGACUUAGAGGACUUAUUCUGAGUGGGUGCCCAAGGAAUUGCUAUCAGCUGUUCCCAGUUACAAUGCAGUAUUCCAUUUAUUAACUAUUGUUUCAAGAUGAAUUUUAUGACUUUUUCCCCCAUUCUGUUGUUAAGCAGAAUUUGAAGGAUUUACACAGCAGAAAUAUGUUUAAUUUUCUUCUUGCCAAAAGAAAAAAAAAGUGAACUGAGUUGGCACUCAGUCUGUUCUGAACUGGGAUACUUCUAUGUGGAUUUUUUUUUGUAGUGCAUGCUCAACAAGCAAUAUUAAGUAUAUAUUUAAAAGUGCAAAAGGGAAAUUACUUUGCUCUCUCCAAAAGGGGCAGCCUAGCAAGACAACAGCAAUAGACCUGUUGUAGCGAUUGUCUGAAAUCAGCAUGACAGAUAAUUCUGUAUGUCAUCUCAGAAAUUAACUCUGUUGUGUGCAAGUAGGACUUCUUCCCAAUAAGUAUAUAUAGGAUUGCCACCUUAAUGGGAUUCAAAUUUGGCCUUGAAAUUCCUUCACUUUAAGCACAUUAUUGAUCCUCUUGUAAUUAUUUUAUUGUAGAAUCAGAAAUGUAAUCAGAUUGGUUUUGUUUGUGUGUCAACUUCUCCUCUUUUCUUUAUGCUUCCAAAUUCUUCAAGGACUUAAGGACCUAAUUCAGCAAACCUUGGUUUUUAUGGGAAUAUAUGUUCUCUUAUGGCAGCCUUCCCCAGCUUACUACUGUCCAAAGGAGUAGAUUACAAUUUCCAGCAUUCUCAGCCAGCAUGCUGAUUGCAAAAUUGAAGGAUUUAUAGUUUGAUAACUCUGGGGGCCACCAGUUUGGGGGGGGGGGAGAGAACCUGUUUGUAUAGCUUUGCUCAAAGGUCUCAUUUUUCAAAAACAGUAUCACUGAUUCUAGCAUUACAACCUCAUUUACAGCCCCCUUUCCUGACAACUUGCUCCUGAGAGUUGGGGAAAAAUUUAAGAAUCUUUCUGAAAAUACAGGGACAUGUAGUGGGCAUGAAAUUAGCAUUUGCCCCGCACAUGAGUUGAUGUGCCUUUAGAUCCAAGCCUAUAUUUCCUUUUUAUGUUUCUGAAUAUGGUUAUAUUAGUAGGUUAUGCAGUUAUAAACAAUUGUCUUUUGAACAAGCAGGCAUAGGGUUUUGAAUGGCAAUCAGGACUGAAGUUGAAUGGCACUCAAUUCUGGAUUUCUGUUACUGUUGUUUUAGGAAGCUCCUCUAUACCAAAAUAAAUGGAACUAAUAAUUGUGUUAGUCACAGCCCUACACAGUUAGUAUAGUGACGGUCAAUCAGAAGUACCAUGAUUGUGCUCUGUUACUCAGCACAGAUUACUAGAAGCAUGGUUCAAUAUUGAUUAAAGUAAUUAAUGAAUCAAAUUUAGAGUGCUACCUGCAUUCUAGAAAAUGUUACCAUUGAUAACAUUCCCCUUAUUGUGGCUGUUAUGAUAGUACUUUCCCACUGAAUAAAAUUCAGUGGUAGCAGUUUAGUUGAGGUCAUGUUCAAACUUAAAACAGAUUUUUUUGCAUGCCUUUACAUUUUCCUAUGGGGGGUCUAAUUUCUGCAACUACUAAAUUAAUCUUCCAUUCUUCAUGAUUUGUGUUUAACUUCACAUACAGUGGUAAAUGAAUCCAAAUGUGUAUACAAAUAUAUUUAGCUGUCUUCAGUAGAACUAUUAAGCAGUUUAGGAACCUUGCAACACAGAACUGAGAAGGCUCUUGGUUAAGGAAAACAUUCCAAGAACUCCCAGCUUCAAGGAGUUAAUUUUGCAUUUCCUACAACACAGGUCAUUUCUCCACUAGCAAGCAUCUUCUAGAAUCAUCCCAUCAUUGAUGUGCCAAAAUUAACAGUAAUGAGGACAGACUACAUAUUACUUCGAUGAUAAGUGGAUGAUGCUAUGGAAACAUUCUUCAGCCACUCACUAGUGGGGCAAUGGCCGUAGCCUUUUUCUCCAUACGUAACUAUAAGUUCUAGCUCAGAGAAAAUAGAAAUUUUUGUGGUCUGGAAAUAAUAGUAAUGGGGAAAUAUUUAAACUUACCAAAAAUUGUAAGUGCUCCUUGUUCACUUGAUAGUUGAACAAACCGGAAAAAUUGGUCUAAUUAUUUAUAUACAUUUGCAAACUGCAUUGCUUGCCUUGUUAAGGAUGUUUGCUUCUUUUUUU